CAUGGACCUAAGUAGGUGCCUUGUGGUUGGUGUGUGGUCGGCACACCAUGCAGGUCCCGCCACUGGCUACCUGAUCUGAUACCGAUUUGUGUUUAUAAAGGACGGCCUCAAUGCUGCGUAAUGUGUCAUAAUUGUUUCAACUGUCGGAGUAACCGUAAGAUAAUGUUGCACGCUGUGUUCAUUGUUGCAAUUCUUGCGACAGUCCUUGCAAAUGACGAUGGCUGUAAUGAAAUGGUGUGUGGAUCUGUCGUUUCCAAGUGCCUGUUGACGCAGAGCUGUCAAUGCAAGCUGAACGAUUGUCACUGCUGCAAGGAUUGCCUGAAUUGCCUUGGAGAUCUGUACACGGAGUGCUGCGGCUGUCUGGACAUGUGUCCGAAGCACAACGACGCGCUCACAUCGCUCACGCCACGGUCCGAGAUCGGUGAUGUGGAAGGAGUGCCAGAGCUCUUUGACACGAUUACAGCCGAGGAUGAUGAUCAGUGGACGACCAUACGGUUCCCCAUGCGGGCGGGACUCAAGCGGCGCAUGGAGGAGGGCAACGACUCGUAUGCCAUGGAUGUGAUCGGACACAAGCCGGCGGCUAGCGUUAACUGCACCGUCAUUUACAUAAACACCUGCAUCAGAUCCCACAAAUGCAAGCAGCAGUGCGAGAGCAUGGGGGCCAAUAGUUAUCGAUGGUUCCAUGACGGCUGCUGUGAGUGUGUCGGUGCCAAUUGCCUUAAUUAUGGCAUCAAUGAGAGCCGCUGCAGCUCUUGUCCCGAGGAACAACAGUCACAGAGUCUCGAUCCAGGCGUUUCAGACGCCGAGCAAGAUUUGGAGCGCAUGUUUGGCAUCGAAGAUGAAGGAGUUGAUGAUGACAUGUGGGACUAUGGAGAAGAUGAAGAAGACUUGACAUAGAAAUGAAAACCUAAUA
This is a messenger RNA of Scaptodrosophila lebanonensis, 913 nucleotides long. Its product is annotated as protein twisted gastrulation. Gene Ontology annotation, biological process: regulation of BMP signaling pathway. Lineage: Eukaryota; Metazoa; Arthropoda; Insecta; Diptera; Drosophilidae. The transcript has a single exon. Bases 121 to 897 code for a protein of 258 amino acids. The record is from RefSeq and is a predicted model, not a curated record.